AUGAAAUUUAUAAUUUCUUGCAGUUUCCUCUUUAUCAUAACCACAUUCCUAUGUUAUGAAGCCAUAGCUCAACCAGAAUUCACUCCAUCAUGUGAUGAUGACAAUGGCAACUACACAGCAAACAGCACAUAUGAACACAAUCUCAACACACUCUUAUCAACUCUCACUUCCAACACCGAAAUCACCUACGGUUUCUACAAUUUCACCUACGGCGAAAACAUCAACAAAGUAUACGCAAAUGGAUUAUGUAGAGAUGUUAAUCCAAGUGAUUGCCGCAACUGUCUCAACAAUUCAAGAGUCCUUCUCAUACAAAACUGUCCAAACCAAAAAGAAGCCAUUGGUUGGAUAGACAAAUGCAUGUUACGUUACUGGAAUCGGUCCAUAUUUGGACUAAUGGAAACAAAACCUGGAUUAUCUAUGUGGAAUCCGUUUAAUGCGACGGAUGUAGAUGAGUAUAAGAAAGUUUUGGGAAAACUGUUGUAUGAUUUGAAAACCAAAGCUGCUUCUGGUGAUUCUAUGAAAAAAUUUGCUACUGCAAAUACAACAGGUCCAAAUUUUCAGGAUAUAUAUAGUCUUAUGCAGUGUACACCUGAUGUGAGUUAUUUGGAUUGUAACCAAUGUUUGGAUCAAGCUAUAGCUCGUCUUCCAUCUUGUUGCGAAGAUAAGGUUGGUGGAAGAGUUAUUAGAGCGAGUUGUAAUAUUAGAUAUGAAAGCUAUCGGUUCUAUGAACUUCCUGUGCAACCACCGUCUUUAGCACCACCCUCACCAUCCAUCAGUCACACUUCCUCUCAAGGAAAAACUCACACAUUAAGAACUGCCAUCAUCAUAGCAAUCCCAACUGUUAUUUUUGUUUUGUUGUUCUGUUUCAUCUGCCUCUAUUUACGACUAGGGGUGAAGAAACCAAUGGAAGCUGAUAAAAAUCUUUCAGAAGAUCAUGAUGAAAUUGCAACCCUUGAGUCGUUACAAUUCAACUUUGACACUAUAAGAGUUGCCACAAAUGACUUCAGUGAUUCUAAUAAACUUGGAGAAGGAGGAUUUGGAGUUGUUUAUCAG
This is a messenger RNA of Vicia villosa (hairy vetch), 1053 nucleotides long. Its product is annotated as cysteine-rich receptor-like protein kinase 25. The transcript is spliced from 3 exons. The record is from RefSeq and is a predicted model, not a curated record. The annotation marks the transcript as partial. NCBI's taxonomy places the organism in Eukaryota, Viridiplantae, Streptophyta, Magnoliopsida, Fabales, Fabaceae.